This is a messenger RNA of Quercus robur (English oak), 1792 nucleotides long. Its product is annotated as limonoid UDP-glucosyltransferase-like. The record is from RefSeq and is a predicted model, not a curated record. The transcript has a single exon. NCBI's taxonomy places the organism in Eukaryota, Viridiplantae, Streptophyta, Magnoliopsida, Fagales, Fagaceae. The coding region runs from base 160 to 1329 and encodes 389 amino acids. Gene Ontology annotation, molecular function: UDP-glycosyltransferase activity.
UAGCCUAAGUUACCUUAUUCCUUAUCUUAUAUGUAUCUGCCUCUACCGUUAUUCAUUACCAACCACCCAAAUAUCUCUUUUGUUUUAUGAACACCACCCAAAUAUCUCUUUAUCUGAACUCAUCUCCUCCUCCAAAUUUCUGUGUGUGCGCGUUGAAUCAUGGCCUUGAAUGAGCAAAAAGAAGAAAUUCAUGUGCUAAUGGUGGCAUUUCACAUUAACCCUUUGCUUAGACUAGGAAAACGCCUUGUCUCUAAAGGCCUGCAUGUCACCCUUGCAGUCACAGAAGUAUUUCAGCAACGUAUGUUCAAAUCUUCCUCCAUCACCACCACCAAUUCCAUCUCCGGAAUCCAACUACUAUUCUACUCUGAUGGCUUUACCAUCGAAUAUGACCGCAAGGCCAAUAUUGAUCUCUACAUGGAGACCCUAAGUAAAUUUGGACCCCUUAGCCUCUCAAACCUCAUCAAAAAUCGCUUCCAUGGUGAACAUAAAAAACUUUCUUGCAUCAUCAACAAUACUUUUGUGCCAUGGGUAGCUAACGUUGCUGAAGAGCAUAAAAUUCCAUGUGCCAUGCUAUGGAUCCAACCUUGUGCUCUCUAUGCCAUUUACCACCACUUUCAUAACAACCUCCUCCCAUUUCCUACUCCUACAAACCCAGACAUGAGUGUUCAAUUACCAGGCUUGCCAUUGUUGCACACACAUGACCUACCAUCAUUUGUUCUUCCAUCAAAUCCAUUUGGUAGUUUACCAAAGCUAUUCGCCCAAGUGUUCAAAAACUUGAAGAAGCUUAAGUGGGUACUGGGAAACACAUUCUAUGAGCUUGAGAAGGAAGCCAUUGAUUCCAUGGCUGAGCUUUGCCCAAUACGAGCUGUUGGUCCACUAGUCCCUUCUUCCAUACUUGGUGAAGACCCAAAUCUCGAUAUUGGCAUAGAAAUGUGGGAACCCCAAGAAUCAUGCAUGGAGUGGCUCAAUCAUCAACCACCUUCUUCAGUUAUCUACGUUUCAUUUGGGAGUAUCAUAAUGUUAUCAGGUAAGCAGUUAGUGAGCAUUGCAACAGCCUUAAAGAACAGUAAUCGUCCAUUUCUUUGGGUGUUGAAACGUUCAGAAGUGCCAAAACGAGAAGGUGAAGAAGAAUUCCCACCAGGGUUUUUGGAAGAAACAAAAGACCGAGGCCAUAUAGUAACUUGGUGUCCUCAAACAAAGGUUUUAGCUCACCCGUCUAUUGCAUGCUUUUUAACACAUUGUGGUUGGAGUUCCUUGCUAGAAGCCAUAAUAUUGACCUUUUCACGCACAUGGACUAUUUUUCCAUUUCCAAUGCAUGCAAUCAACUGAACCUAACAUACCUGGAAAUCCACGCCUUUUGUCAUGGGCCUUUUGUCUUCAUUAUUUGGCUUCCUCAAAUAUUCCUCAGAGAAAAUAUCAACCAUCGCAGUAACAAAUUUUUCCAAACUCUGUAGGCUAGUGAUUUCUCCAAUCUGCACAUACUCAUCCAUAAAAUCACCCGUUACUCCAUACGCAAGUAUCCUGAGUGUAGCAGUGAUCUUUUGAAGGGAAGAUAACCCAAGCUUUUUGCCACCAUUUCUUUUUUGGACAAAGUAUGGAUCAUGAGCUUCUACAUUAGAAAUAAUAUUGAGAAAAAUAGAACGGCUUAUCCAAAAUCUCCUCCGAAAUACUUUCUUUGGAUAAACUGGUAAAGUAGUCAAAGUAAAGCCUUUCUGGCUUGCCAAAUGAUUACGUCUAAUAUAGGAACGACGUUUACGUCGUGAUGUUGAAUAAAUGACAACUUCUUUGAUUA